GGAGGAUAACGUUUUUAACCAGACAUAGAAAUCAAAAAGACUAUAACCCAUGAAGAAGACAACACUGUAAUAACAACCCAACUGAACGGAGCUUUUACAAAUGGCUGCUUCAUCUGUCGCCCUGCAUCAUCUCACCCACUGUUCCUUCAUCUCUCAGUACAAGGAAGGGUUAAUAACAGCAAGACCCAAAUACACAUUUAGCAGAAACAGUGAUAAUGUUGUCAGACCCAUUAAAGCUUCUUCAGUAGAAGCACCUCCAUUUCCUCUCUUUCAGUCUCCCAAAACUGAGGAAUCUUCCUCUGAGUUGGAACCAGCAGACCCUGAUUUCUACAAGAUAGGUUAUGUUCGAAGCAUGCGUGCUUAUGGAGUUGAGUUUAAAGAAGGUCCAGAUGGAUUUGGGGUCUAUGCUUCUAAGGAUAUUGAACCGCUUCACCGUGCCAGAAUGAUCAUGGAAAUCCCGAUUGAGUUAAUGUUAACUAUAAGCAAGAAGCUCCCAUGGAUGUUUUUUCCUGAUAUAAUACCAGUGGGUCAUCCAAUAUUUGAUAUUAUCAACUCAACUGAUCCAGAGACAGAUUGGGACCUGAGGUUGGCAUGCCUUCUUUUAUUUUCGUUUGAUUGUAAGGAUAACUUUUGGCAGCUAUAUGGUGACUUCUUACCUAGUGAGGAUGAGUGCACUAGCUUGCUUCUCGCUACAGAGGAGGACCUCUUGGAGUUGCAGGAUCAGAAUCUUGCAUCAAUUAUGAGAAAACAACAACACCGAGCCUUGGAAUUUUGGGAAAAGAAUUGGCACUCGGGUGUUCCCCUCAAAAUAAAGCGACUUGCUCGUGAGCCUGAAAGAUUCAUUUGGGCUGUUAGUAUGGCCCAAUCACGGUGCAUUAACAUGCAAAUGAGAGUCGGUGCUCUAGUUCAAGAUGCAAACAUGUUAAUUCCUUAUGCUGACAUGCUGAACCAUUCCUUCCAGCCAAACUGUUUUUUCCACUGGAGAUUUAAGGAUCGAAUGCUUGAGGUGAUGAUAAAUGCUGGUCAACAAAUUAAGAAAGGAGAGCAGAUGACGGUGAAUUACAUGAGUGGACAGAAGAAUGACCUGUUCAUGCAAAGAUAUGGCUUUUCAUCAUCUGUGAAUCCUUGGGAUGUCAUCCAGUUCUCUGGGAAUGCAUGCAUUCAUUUGGAUUCGUUCUUGUCAGCCUUCAACAUAUCUGGCCUUCCUGAAGAGUAUUAUCAUAACAAUCAGUUAACAAGCACUCCAGAUACUUUUGUUGAUGGAGCGGUUAUUGCAGCAGCAAGAACGUUGCCCACUUGGUCAGAUGGAGACGUGCCUCCACUUCCAAGCAUAGAAAGGAAAGCUGCAAAAGAAUUGCAAGAAGAAUGUCAGCAGAUGCUUGCAGAAUUUCCUACAACUUCUGAGGAAGACCAAACACUACUAGAUACCGUACCAGAUUCUAGGAGAACUCUAGAAGCUGCAAUCAAGUAUAGAUUGCACAGGAAGAAGUUGAUUGAGAAGGUUAUCCAGGCAUUGGAUAUCUAUCAGGAGAGAUUACUGUUCUAAGCAUGGAGUUCUCCUCUUUCCAGGAUCAGUGACAAUUUUGUAACAGGUGCCGAUGUUCAUGUUUUCAGGCAGUGUAGAGAGUUUUAAGUCAUUCUUUUGUUUUAGCAUCAUCUGCCCAUCAUAUUCUCUUUAGGCCUUUCAGAUGUAGAAAACCAACUUUUGAUAGAGGCUUAAGGGGUGUCCCGUUCUGAUUAAUAUGAGAGUAAUUAUCCCAUCUAAUCAUCAACUUGGCCAAA
Messenger RNA from Ricinus communis (castor bean), 1782 nucleotides. RefSeq names its product protein PLASTID TRANSCRIPTIONALLY ACTIVE 14. The record is from RefSeq and is a predicted model, not a curated record. Gene Ontology annotation, molecular function: protein binding; protein-lysine N-methyltransferase activity. Gene Ontology annotation, cellular component: chloroplast thylakoid; plastid-encoded plastid RNA polymerase complex. The transcript has 13 exons. Gene Ontology annotation, biological process: plastid transcription; chloroplast organization; peptidyl-lysine monomethylation. NCBI's taxonomy places the organism in Eukaryota, Viridiplantae, Streptophyta, Magnoliopsida, Malpighiales, Euphorbiaceae. Bases 101 to 1546 code for a protein of 481 amino acids.